AUGGCCGCAAACGGUAUUUUCAAUGUCUCGGUGUUUUUCAUCGUCUUCCGUGAAUGCUUGGAGGCUGUUAUUGUCAUCUCCAUUUUGUUGGCCUUCGUCAAGCAGUCACUUUCUUCGGAUAAGAAUAAGAAAGUGAAAAAGAAGCUUUAUACGCAGAUCUGGGUGGGUUCCCUUGCGGGUAUCUUCCUCUGUCUUUGCGUUGGUGCUGGUUUUAUUGGAGCAUAUUAUUCUCUUGGUAAAAAUCUCUGGGCCAAUUCUGAAGACCUCUGGGAAGGUAUUUUCAGUAUCAUUGCAACCUUCUUGAUUACUAUUAUGGGUGUUGCCAUGUUAAGAAUUAACAAGAUGCAGCAGAAAUGGAGAAUCAAGAUCGCUAGAGCCUUGACUACUCCUCCUGCCGAAAAGUGGGGUCGUUUUAAGAUAAGCUACCUCGCCAAGAAGUACUCCAUGUUCAUUCUUCCCUUCAUUACUACUUUAAGAGAAGGAUUGGAAUGUGUGGUUUUUGUUGGUGGUGUUGGUAUUGGUUCUCCUGCCAAAUCUUUUCCGUUGCCUGUCAUCUGUGGCUUUAUCGCCGGUAUUGCUGUCGGCCUUCUCCUUUACUAUGGAGGAUCCACCUCAUCUUUACAAAUAUUCCUUUGCCUCUCUACCUCUAUUCUUUAUUUGAUUGCUGCUGGUUUGUUUUCCAGAGGUGUUUGGGAUUUCGAGACCAACCGAUUCAACCAUAAAACCGGAGGCGAUGCAUCUGAAAGUGGUUCUGGUCCGGGUUCUUAUGAUAUUUCUACAUCUGUUUGGCACGUCAACUGCUGCAACCCGGAGACUGAUAAUGGUUGGGACGUUUUCAACGCUCUUUUGGGAUGGCAAAAUAGUGCCACUUAUGGCUCUGUCAUUUCCUAUAACGUCUAUUGGUUGUGCUUGAUUGUUUUCUUACUUCUAUUACUAUUCCAAGAAAAGCGUGGUCACUUACCAUUCACUAAAAAUUUGACCUUCACCAAGGUUAAUCCAAUGUACUACAUUAAGCGUGGUGAAAAGGAUGAAUUGAAUGAGGCCGAACAGCAAGAAUUGUUCCGUAAGGCCCAUCAGCAGCUUAAUGACCGUGCAGAUGCUUUAGAGGAGGAAGAUCAACGUAAUGCUACCAAACUUGAUGACUCUGUUGAGCUUGAGGACGUCAUACACACAGAUGUCCCCACUCAAACUGCCAAGAUUGAUGCUUGA
Molecule: messenger RNA, 1209 nt
Organism: Brettanomyces nanus
Lineage: Eukaryota; Fungi; Ascomycota; Pichiomycetes; Pichiales; Pichiaceae
Gene: FTR1
Product: high-affinity iron permease
Exons: 1
Coding region: 1-1209 (402 amino acids)
Biological process (GO): iron ion transmembrane transport
Cellular component (GO): plasma membrane; high-affinity iron permease complex
Molecular function (GO): ferrous iron transmembrane transporter activity
Source: RefSeq, a predicted model, not a curated record